Messenger RNA from Zasmidium cellare ATCC 36951, 1263 nucleotides. RefSeq lists its product as uncharacterized. Gene Ontology annotation, molecular function: high-affinity zinc transmembrane transporter activity. Gene Ontology annotation, biological process: zinc ion import across plasma membrane. The transcript is spliced from 2 exons. The coding region runs from base 1 to 1263 and encodes 420 amino acids. Gene Ontology annotation, cellular component: plasma membrane. Lineage: Eukaryota; Fungi; Ascomycota; Dothideomycetes; Mycosphaerellales; Mycosphaerellaceae. The record is from RefSeq and is a predicted model, not a curated record.
AUGGACGCCUCCACCACUGCAACGGGCGUCUGGCCCCAGUCUACCGACGACUACACCGAUUACAUUUCCAACCCCGCCAACGUCAACUUGGACGAGGUCGUCGAGUUGGGCCUCAUGAAACAGGUCGUCUGCUAUAUGAACGCCGGCGGGCCCGAAUACGGCGGAAGUCUGGGCGUGCACAUCUCCGCCAUCUUCGUCGUCUUGGUCGUAUCGACCGCCGUCACCUUCUUCCCCGUUAUGGCUACCCGGAUAAAGAAGUUCAAGAUCCCCCUCUACCCUUACCUGUUCGCUCGUUACUUUGGUGCUGGUGUCAUUAUUGCGACUGCUUUCAUCCAUCUUCUCGACCCAGCAUACUCAGAAAUCGGCCCGCAAACAUGCGUGGGCAUGACCGCAGGAUGGGAUCAAUACUCUUGGGUACCAGCCAUCGCAUUGACGUCUGGCAUGGUGGUAUUCCUCAUGGACUUCUACGCCGAACGUUACGUCGAGAAGAAGUACGGACUUGCCCACGCUGGUGCCGCCCAAGGUGGUCACCCAGGUGAUCCACGAGUGCGCGCCGAAUCGGUCGAUCUUGGUAUGAUGCAUUAUCAACUCGACAACAGCAGCCGCCGCCGUUCCACCCACCAGGCUCUCCACUCCGCCGACCAAGACCCACACCUUAGGAACGACCUGCAACAAGGCCUCGGCAACACCAACAACGAGUCAAAGACCAUGGAGGACGGCUACACUUCGGGUGACAGCCUCAGCGAGGAAAUGGAAGAGCUCAACAACAGGGCCUUCCAGCAGCAAAUCGCCGCCUUCCUCAUUCUCGAAUUCGGUGUCAUCUUCCACAGUGUCAUCAUCGGUCUGACCUUGGGUACCGCCGGUGACGAGUUCGCAACUCUCUACCCCGUCAUCGUCUUCCACCAGUCCUUCGAAGGUCUCGGUAUCGGCGCCCGAUUGUCCUCUAUCCCCUUCCCCAAGAAGCUUCACUGGAUGCCAUGGAUCCUCUGCCUCGCCUACGGCCUGACCACCCCCAUCUCCAUCGCCAUCGGCCUUGGCGUGCGCACGACCUACAACUCAUCGAGCAACACCGCGAACAUCGUUUCCGGCAUCCUCGACUCCAUCUCCGCCGGUAUCCUGCUCUACACCGGUUUCGUCGAGCUUCUUGCGCGUGAUUUCCUUUUCAACCCAGAGCGCACCAACAACGACAGGCAGCUCCUUUUCAUGAUUGCUUGCGUGCUUUUGGGCGCGGGUAUCAUGGCUCUGCUGGGCAAGUGGGCCUAG